Messenger RNA from Miscanthus lutarioriparius, 558 nucleotides. NCBI's taxonomy places the organism in Eukaryota, Viridiplantae, Streptophyta, Magnoliopsida, Poales, Poaceae. The record is from the annotation of a GenBank genome assembly.
AUGACCUCCCUCAGGAAACUGAAGAAACAGUCCUCUGGGUUUCUCGUCAACAACAACUGCGUCUUUGGUGUCGAGUUCAUCAAAGUCACCACUUCGAAAGCCAACAAGACGUCAGAAACGCUGUUUGUUCAAAAGACGAGCAUCUCCAACGCGCCCAAAACUUACACUUGGGACAUUGAGGACUUCUUUGCACUGAAGAACCCCGACUAUUCUCCGGAGUUCGAAGUCGGCGGAUACAAAUGGUAUAUCAGUAUGUAUCCAUCUCGUGAAGGGAACCAUCUCUCCUUGCAUCUGAACCUGAAAAAGACCAAUGAUCUCCCCAAUGACACUGGAAACCUUGUAGAACUCACUUUAUCCAUCAAAAAGAAGGAAGCUGACAAUCGCCGGAAAGGAACAGGUCGGUGCCAGUUCUCACGGAAGGCUCGUAGCUGGGGAUGGAGUAAGUUCAUUUCGCUGGAGGAUUUCAAGGACUCGUCAAAUGGUUAUCUCGUCAAAACUAAGUGCUGCGUUGAAGUCGAGGUUGCAAUCAUCGGUUCCUCUGGGCAGGAAUCUGGCUGA